AACUGACCUCCAGCAUGGUGCGAUGACCUGAAAGCGAUGCUGCUGCAGCAGGCGUCGUCGUCGCCUGGUCCCAGCGGCACGGCCAGUCCCAAACUCCCUCCCAGCUCGCGUCCCAACCCCAGUCCCAGCUUCAGUUCCCGCCUGACUGGCAGCCCCAGCCUCAGCGAUGGCGCCGGCUCCAGCCCCAGAUUGGGCGCCAACAGCCCCAUGUUGGGCGCCAACAGCCCCAAGUUGGGCGCCAGCCCGAAAUUUGGAAGUCCGCGGCUGGGGUCGGGUAGCCCACGGACUGGGCGCACGGCGGUGGAAGACGAGGCUGCAUUGGAGAGGCUGCAGGCCGAGCUGAAGGAAGGCUGGACGGUACACACGGGGAGAGAUGGCAGACUGUAUUAUUGCAAGUAA
Molecule: messenger RNA, 399 nt
Organism: Ostrinia furnacalis (Asian corn borer)
Lineage: Eukaryota; Metazoa; Arthropoda; Insecta; Lepidoptera; Crambidae
Exons: 1
Coding region: 37-399 (120 amino acids)
Source: RefSeq, a predicted model, not a curated record